AUGCGCCGUGCACUUCCUGGCCGCUCGGCGAGGGGCCGAAUCUCUCGCGGUCGACCCGAGGGGCGCGAGGAAGAAGAUGAAAUACCUGAAGUCUACCGGGAAAUGCUCGCUGAAGCAGAACUGCGAAGUCCAGAUGUCUCCGAAGCGGACCAUCCUAACAAGAAACGAAAGGUUGGAGCUCAGAGAGCUACAACUUCUGAUAUUGUUUCUGUACCCCAAGUACCACUGCCAAUGGAAGAUCAAGGCCAAGCCAGCUGGCAGGUACAGACCGUCUAUGACGAGCCCACGUCAGAAGACUCCGAUAUGGAGUGGGAAGAAGUUGACCUUCAGCAAGUCCCAGCUCGGUCGACUCAGAUAGCUCCAGUGACAGGGGGCGAUAAUGAACCACUUCAGAUCACUCUCGACAAUCAUGAAGGAAAGAGGCGGAAAGUAAUCUCAAGGCAAAAGCCACUCACCGCUGCCGAGAAAAGGCUCCGAUUAGAUAUACACAAAGUUCAUGUGCUCUGUCUCCUGCGCCAUGUUCAAAUACGGAAUCUAUGGUGCAAUGACGAUGAACUACAGAGCUUUCUCAAGAGGAUGUUACCCAAGCAAGUGAUAGCCAUGUUAAAUCCAGCAGAGGACAAACCACAGUACAGCCGGUCUACGACCUUUGUUGAUGGGCUGAAUCAAGCCAGUGAUGCUUUUAGCAGGAGGUUUAGAGUGAAUAGACCGGGCUUGAAGGGAGCCCAUUGGGUAGAUGACCCUGAAAAGUUGAAGCAAAAAGUGGAGUCUAUUAUGUCCGAUGCAGAAGUCUUGUUGUCAAAAGAAGACUUUUGCAAGCAGGCUAGGACGAUGCAGGGCUCUCGUGACUUUGGUACUCAGUUGUUCUGUGCUCUUCUACGCUCCGCAGCUGUGGAAGCGAGGCUGGUCUGCUCACUCCAGCCCUUGCCCUUUUCUGGGACAACGAAGAACAUGACGCCGAACAAACCAGGUUCACAGUAUAUUGUUAUAUCGUCCGAUGACCAUGACACGUCAGCAGAUGAUCAACAGAUGUCUGGCGUCUCACCGACACCGGCGUCAACGUCUCGAAGACUUGGACGACCACAAUUCACCCCAGCACGUCCACAGAAGACCUCUAUUCCAGAUCCGGGAUUCACCCCUCGAGCCUCGCCUUACCCGGUAUUUUGGGUUGAAGCAUUCAACGAAGCUGUCCAAAAAUGGGUCCCCGUCGACCCAUUGGUUACCAAAACGAUUGCAAAACCAUCUAAGUUUGAACCGCCCUUCAGUGACCCAUCAAACUGCAUGAGUUAUGUAGUCGGCUUUGAAGAGGAUGCGUCCGCAAGAGACGUUACCAGGCGCUAUGCAAAAGCAUUUAAUGCGAAAACACGCAAACUCCGUGUUGAAUCUACAAAAGAUGGAGAGAGAUGGUGGGCAAUGACGAUGCGUUUUUACGAAAAGCCAUUUUUGGAGGACAGAGACGAGGUGGAAAUUAGCGAACUGACAGCGAAAACUGCUGCCGAGCCUAUGCCGCGAAAUGUGCAAGACUUUAAAGAUCACCCGAUAUACGCGAUUGAGCGACAGCUUCGACGGAAUGAAGUCGUUUUCCCCAAACGCGUCAUUGGUCAAGUCAGUCUUGGGAAGUCGGGAUCGAAGGACCAGGUGUUGGUGCCGGUGUACCGCCGUAGCGAUGUUCAUGUUGUCCGCAGUGCGGACAAAUGGUAUCGCUUGGGACGAGACAUCAAAAUCGGCGAACAACCAUUGAAACAUAUUCAAGUCAACAGAAACAAGGAUGUUGGUUUCAGCGAAGACGAGCACGACAAUGAAAGCGGCAUGGAGAUUCCUCUGUAUGCAUAUUUUCAAACUGAGGUACACACGCCGCCGGCUGUUGUGCAGGGGAAGGUACCUAAAAACUCUUAUGGGAACCUCGAUGUCUAUGUACCGAGUAUGGUUCCUCCUGGGGGCGUUCACAUAAAGCAUCCUCAAGCUGCCCAUGCAGCCAGGGUCCUUGGCAUUGAUUACGCAGACGCAGUUACAGGUUUUGAUUUCAAAGGCCGACAUGGAACUGCUGUUUUUCAAGGGGUUGUUGUCGCCAGCGAGUGUCAGGAGGCGCUUGAAGAGGUCUUGGAUCACCUUGAAGACGAGAGAAGACAAGCUGAGUCCGAGGAAAAAUCGAGAGAGAUGUUACGGUUGUGGAAGCAUUUUCUUCUAAAACUGCGAAUUGCAGAAAGGGUCAAAAGCUAUGCCAUUGAAGGAGAAGAGAGCGCUGGUGAGAUCUCUGAAGACUACGAGGAUCCAGAGGAAGCCGGUGGCGGAUUUAUUCCCGAACCAGAGCAGGAAAUGGCCGACACAGGAAAAUUUUUGACUUAUCAACGGUCAACCGAACAAGAGCCUCGAGGACAUACAUACAAUGAAGCAUCGACAAAUAAUGGAGCCCUGGGAGAUGAAGCGCACCGUGGUGGACUCAAAUCUGACGAGAGUGCCAGCCACAUAGAAGCAAUCUCUGGGAAUCCUUCCGCAAGGGACAUUCCCAAGCCAUCAAGACGUCCUCGUUAUAGCCUUAUCGUCGUUCCUAAUAAGAAAGCAGACAGCAAUGAGAACGGCACAUCCCAACGGCAACUCCAACAGCAGCACGGAGAGUCGCCUGAGAUUGUGGGGCUUGAGCCAGCGGCAGAAGCCGAGAGUGUUAAGAGCUCUGGGGAGACUGGUCCUGCAGGCUCAUCGGACGCUCCCAUCAUGGUCCACUCAUCAACAACAGGCGGCUCCAAAUCAGCUAGCGUUGAGAUACUGUCGCGGGCAGCAUCGCAAACGCAGUCGCGAACUCCCACGCCAGAGGAAAUAGACGAGACAUCAGGAGUUGAUGACAAUGGGUCAUUGUUGUCGCAUGAUCCCGAAGAUGAGGAUGCGAUUCCAGAGUGGCUACUUCUUCGAUUUGCGAUGAGACAAGGUGACAGGCCAAGUACAAACGCAGAAUCUGCCCAGGAACAAUUUCGAACGCCGAACAAGCCUCCUAUAUCAAGUUCUUCCACCACCUCUAAUACGCGAACAUGGACGACAACAUCAAAAAAGCACAGUGCGACUCCAAUAUCCUCGGCCUCAGCGUCUAAGCCUUGGAAAGGGAGCUUGCUCUCCAGGGAUCAACCUACACUUACACAGAUUGACUUUGUGACACCGAGGACACAGAACGCCGAAUCCGAUGAUGAUGACAAUCUCGAUUACAUCAAUAAUGCCGCUCCAGAUAAUAAUCCGAAUAGUCGCCAGGUGAUCGAGUUAGAUGACAAUUCCGAUGAUGAUGCUAGUUAUCAACCAACGUCAUAUAUACGGGCACGGCGUACCGGGGACGCCGAACGAAGAUCAAAUGCUGCGCGCAAUCCAUCAGGUCUGAGGAGGAGUACAGGCCAAGCCGGUUCAGCCGAAAAGCGGUCCGGAAGAAAGAGUAUCGAAAGCGUCAAGAGCAGCAAGAAGAAGACGGAGAAGCAGCAAAAGGACAAGACACUCACCCAGAUGGAUUACGUGCGGCGUUACCUGAAGAUCGAGCCUGAUGAUGAAGUGAAGCUGGAGUACACCUAUAUCACUCCGAAGAAGAACAAUAUCCAGAAAGUCGAAGGAAAACUCCCUCGUGGGCUUGAGUCUGCGCCCACUGAGGAUGCCACCGCCCAAGAAUCCUUAAGCUCGAGCAAGAAGAGGAAACUGGAGGCUGAGGAGGAUAUGAAAGGAGUCUUGUCCAGUACGUCGACGCCGGAAAAGAAAGUCUUGAAAGGAAGCCCGAAGACACCACGAAAACCAUGGAAGUCUGAAAUACCUUCCUCGCAGUCACCUGAAAGUCCUGGGGUUGCGAUUAUUUCAUCAUCACAGUUUCGAAACGCUACUCGAUCACCUCCCAACCUUGAUUUUUCGACCAAGCCCACUUCUACCAUCAAAGAAGAAUCGCCUAGUUUGAUCCAGACAAAUAUAAGCGCCAGGCAUGUGUCAAUGUCUGAAGAUCAAUUGCCGCCGACCAUGAUACCCGAUUUUGAAUCGCCGUCCGAGCUGACUGUUGAUAAUGAAACGAAUUUUGAUGUUGAAGAGACACGAUCGGAUUCAGCAAAGGGACCAUCCGCUUCUGACAAACCUCCACCGAGUACGGAGAGAACAGUAGUAUAUGAAACGGACGCCGAAACGGAUUACAGUGAUGAUGAGCCGAUAGUGGCUGGGCCGAAUGACGAGCCGAAUGCGAUGCCAUUUGAGGAUGAAGAUGACGAGGGUGAAGACAGAUCACCACUCAGUGACUCCCAAGACCUCCCUCCACCUAUAUCACAUCCUGGCUUGGAAGAUGAGCCUGGGCCUUUACAGUCUGAAACCAAUCUGUCAUCCGAGGCAUCAAUCUUAUAUCAAAGACGACAGCCUGCCACUCAAUUCCCACUAGAACCCAUACCUACGCUGAGCACCCAGAAGCUGGCGGAGCUUUUCCCACAGGAAUCCAGCAUUCAGCAAACCAUGACUGAGACAUCGUGCACCAAGUCGUCCGCUCAAAAGGUUCAGGCAUUAUCUGAUCCCUCCUUGCAGACGCAGACUCAGAGCCAAACUCAAGACCUGGACAAAUAUUCGACGGAGAUGAUCCCGGAAUCCUCGCCUGUCAGACGGCACGGAGACUAUGCGAGUACAGGCGAUGUUAUACUCCCUCAGAACAGUGCUCAGAGCGUGGUACAGGUAGAGUCUUCACAAAUAGUGGAUCGCCUCAAAAGGCAGGCUGAUCCAGAUGAAGACCCUCGUCCUAGAGUCAAUAUCGUCAAGUGUUCCAAGGUGGAACUCUCAGUGGGGUAUCUCAUGAUUGUUCGGUCCGUCGUACGCCCCGAAGGCCCGAACGGAAGCGCCAUGCAGAUCCACCAACAACAAGCAGCUACCGUAACUCCUCCGCAACCGUCAUCGAGGACGGUCUCUUUCACCAUGGAUAUUGCAUACGAUCAUAUUCAAGAGGAGAUCUUCUCCACCAAUGAGUCGUCGAAGAAAGAAGGCUCACAAGACGACUCCAAAACCAACCGAUCCAACGUCGACCUCAACACCGAACUGCAAGAGACAUUCCGCGCCUUUUCCGCGAGCCCCUGGGGAAUAAAGAUUGGUGGGCUGUGGGAUAAUGUCCGCAAACAAGGCGAGAGUUACUAUGAAGGAGCCAGGCAAGAGUACGCCGCGGCCAGCGAGGAGGCCGCCAAGGGCCUUUCGGACUUGAAAGAGACUAUCGUUGGACGCACGCGAGGCCUGUCGCUAAGUACAGCUUUUACUUCUGCGUCGUCGGAGAGAAGUAAGGAUGAGACGCCGACGCCUACUGCGUCCCGAGCGGGAGAAAGUCAGGACGAGGGUGCCAGCGACGCGGGCUCAAGCGCGGGUUUCCUCUCCCGAUUCAAAGCAGAGGCUGCAAGACGACUGAAGGAGAUUGAGAAGGCCGAGGAAGCUGCGGAUGAAGCGAUCCUGCGCUUUGGUAUUACUAUUGGUCAAAAGCUGCGGGAUGCGGUCAGCAUUGUGCCGCCCGACGCGGAGUCGUCAAACAAAAUCCUUUUCGAGAGUAAGGAUGCCGAGGGCAAAAGAGUUAUUCAUGCGACCCGAUUUGAGGCGCAGUUGCAUGUUAUCCAUUCCAACCUGGAGAGCUUCACCAAGGACCCUGUCAGUGACAAGUGGGCCCCGUUCAAGGAGGAGUUCAACGUAGACAACAAGACAGAGGCCAUCGCCGCGGAUUUGGAGAAGUACCCCGAGCUUCGAUCGGCCAUGGAGAAGCUUGUUCCUGAGCAGGUCGACUAUGCAACCUUCUGGUCUCGGUACUAUUUCCUCCGCCUCGUGAUUGAGACCGAAGAGCAGAAGCGCAAGGAACUUCUUAAAGGCGCCAAUGUGGAUGAAGAGGAAGAGAUUGCUUGGGACGACGACUCCGACGACGACACCGACUCUCCCUCUACUCCUCAGGUCAAGACAAAUAAUACAACCCAGAUUCCCACUGUCGACAAGAAUAAGCUGCUCAAGCCUGACGAACGCCGGCGCUCAAACGACCAACAGUCUCAGCCGGACAGUGAAUCCAGCUAUGAUCUCGUCAGUGGCAACACCAGUCGUGCGCCUGGCAGCCCGAAGGAGAAGAGCCCAACGACUGCGGCCAAGGACGACGACAGCGACGAAGACUGGGAAUGA
This is a messenger RNA of Aspergillus viridinutans, 6126 nucleotides long. RefSeq lists its product as uncharacterized. Gene Ontology annotation, biological process: mismatch repair; nucleotide-excision repair. Bases 1 to 6126 code for a protein of 2041 amino acids. The record is from RefSeq and is a predicted model, not a curated record. Gene Ontology annotation, cellular component: nucleotide-excision repair factor 2 complex; cytoplasm; XPC complex. NCBI's taxonomy places the organism in Eukaryota, Fungi, Ascomycota, Eurotiomycetes, Eurotiales, Aspergillaceae. Gene Ontology annotation, molecular function: damaged DNA binding; single-stranded DNA binding. The transcript is spliced from 8 exons.